Miscanthus lutarioriparius is the source of this 1218-nucleotide messenger RNA. NCBI's taxonomy places the organism in Eukaryota, Viridiplantae, Streptophyta, Magnoliopsida, Poales, Poaceae. The record is from the annotation of a GenBank genome assembly.
AUGGCAUCUCCCGCGCACCCGGCGACCCACCGCCCGCGCCUCCGCUUCCGGCGGCCUCUUCGCGCGCAGCCGCCGCCGCCGCGGCUGCCUACUCCCUCUUUCUACUCCCGCCGCCCCUCCGCACCCCAGGUAUCCCAAUUAAGAGCCAUCGCGUCAAGACCUUCAAGGAGGUGUCAUGCUGUUCAAACUGUCACAGCAUUUGAUGAUGAUCCUGGGGAUUUCUCGCUGGCGCAUGAUGAUGGGGACUUCUCGCUGGCGCAUGACGACGGGGACGAGCAGUUUGGUGUUGCUCCAUAUUCGAGUGAGAGUGAAUGGAGUGAUGAUGAUGUUGUUGUAUUGACCGCAUUCACGGAUGUUGAGUUGCCGAUGACAGUCAAGAACCGGGCUGAGGGCGCAUUAACUAUAGCUGCCCAUAGGCUCUCCACAAUUGACAAAGGGCAUAAGAAGAGUAGAACUCAACAAGGGCUGAUGAAUAAUGUUGGACUGGUUGCUUUCUUAGCAAUAUUACUUUUCUUUGUCGACUGGUGUUCUUGGAAGAUUGUUAGACUACCACUGGACUCCUUUUACUUGACACGCCCUUUUUUAAUAUCAGUAGUUUUAUCAGCACUUGCUGGAUUUCUUUUUGCACCAGUCGCUGAUAGCCUGAAGAUCCACCAUUUCCGGAGGAGAGGAAAGUCUGUUUCUCCGUCAAGUAGAAAGCCAACCCCGGCAAUGGGAGGAUUAUUCUUUGUUCCUGUUGGUAUUUUUGUUGCAAAAAGAGAGGUUGGUUACAACUCGAAUGGAGUUAAUGGAGCAGCUAUGAUUACCCUCAUAUUUGCGAUGGUUGGGUUGCUUGAUGAUAUUUCGAGUCUUGCGUCAGAUGGCAGUCAUAAAAUACCGCAAUGGAUAAGGUUCUUGGUUCAAAUUGUUGCUGGCAUUUACUUCUCUAUCUGGUUGGGUUCUGCAGAUAUUUCAACACCAUAUAACAUGAAAUUUCUGGUUCCUCUGCCUCCUCCUUUUGGCCUUGCACUCAUUGGAAAAGUAUAUAUGGUUCUGGCUGCUACAUGUUCACUUUCGAUGGGGCCGGCAGUAACACUGGUUGAUGGUCUUGAUGGUUUGGCUGGUGGUAUUGCUGCUUUAGCACCCAGAAUGCUUGUUCAUUGCGUGAUGAUAUUGGAAUUUAAAGUAUUUGCCAAGGAUGUGAUGAAAGCCCUUUUAGUAUCGUUUCUACAACAGUGA